Molecule: messenger RNA, 201 nt
Organism: Prunus armeniaca (apricot)
Lineage: Eukaryota; Viridiplantae; Streptophyta; Magnoliopsida; Rosales; Rosaceae
Source: the annotation of a GenBank genome assembly
AUGUGGAGAUCGACAACGAUAGCCAAAUGUGGAGAUGUCGGACAUGGAAGUAAUAACUUCCAAAUGCCUAGGGGCAAAGGUGAUUUCGCAUUUCAGUCUUUCAACGUUUGGAGAUUCCUUCCCAUUCUCAACAAGAGAAGGUUCAUAAAAACCGAAAAAUGGAAGAUCAAGAGUCAAAUGCACAAAGAGGAGUUCAUUUAG